Molecule: messenger RNA, 6199 nt
Organism: Acinonyx jubatus (cheetah)
Lineage: Eukaryota; Metazoa; Chordata; Mammalia; Carnivora; Felidae
Gene: SLC39A3
Product: solute carrier family 39 member 3
Exons: 4
Coding region: 385-1329 (314 amino acids)
Biological process (GO): zinc ion transmembrane transport
Cellular component (GO): plasma membrane
Molecular function (GO): zinc ion transmembrane transporter activity
Source: RefSeq, a predicted model, not a curated record
GCGUGGGCGGGGCGUGGGCAGCCGCGCGCGGAGCCGGGGCCGGACAGGAGCACGGCUUGUGGGGUCGAGACCGCGCGGCGGUUGAGCGGCGGGAGGCGCCGGCGGGCGGGCGAGGGCCCGGCGGAGUGACGCUUUCGAGUCCAGGGCGAUAUCUGCACCACUUGGGUUCGUGGAGUCCUGUAAAGAGGUCCACGUGCUUCAUUCAACUCACCUGUUUGCUUGCCAGUGGUUACUGAGCAUCUGUUCUGCACCAGGACUCGCGCGGAUGUCCCGAGGCAUGAGCCCCCAGCCACGUGGCUGGGCCCAGUAGCACAUCGUGGGACGGGAGUGUGCGCCCACACAUGGUUUGGCCCUGCGGUGACCGGAGCAGCCUGGGCCACCACCAUGAUGAAGUUGUUGGUGGCCAAAGUCCUCUGCAUGGUGGGCGUGUUCUUCUUCAUGCUGCUUGGCUCCCUGCUCCCGGUGAAGAUCAUCGAGACGGAUUUUGAGAAGGCCAGUCGCUCAAAAAAGAUCCUCUCGCUCUGCAAUACCUUUGGAGGCGGGGUCUUUCUGGCCACGUGCUUCAAUGCCCUCCUGCCUGCCGUGAGGGAAAAGCUCCAGAAGGUUCUGAGUCUUGGGCACAUCAGCACCGACUACCCACUGGCCGAGACCAUCGUGAUGCUGGGCUUCUUCAUGACCGUCUUCCUGGAGCAGCUCAUCCUGACGUUCCGCAAGGAGAAGCCGUCCUUCAUCGAUCUGGAGACCUUCAACGCCGGCUCGGACGCUGGCAGCGACUCGGAGUACGAGAGCCCCUUCAUGGGGGGCACGCGGGGCCAUGCGCUCUACGCGGAGCCCCACCCCCACGCACACGGGCUCAGCGUCCAGGAGCUGUCGCGCUCCAGCCCGCUGAGGCUCCUCAGCCUGGUGUUUGCCCUGUCGGCGCACUCCAUCUUCGAGGGCCUGGCCCUGGGCCUGCAGGAGGACGGCGAGAAGGUGGUGAGCCUGUUCGUGGGGGUGGCCGUCCACGAGACGCUGGUGGCUGUGGCCCUGGGCAUCAGCAUGGCCAGGUGCUCCAUGGCCCCGAGGGACGCGGCCAAGCUGGCCGUCACCGUGAGCGCCAUGAUUCCCCUGGGCAUCGGCAUCGGCCUGGGCAUCGAGAGCGCACAGGGGGUGCCCAGUAGCGUGGCCUCGGUGCUGCUGCAGGGCCUGGCGGGCGGCACGUUCCUCUUCGUCACCUUCUUUGAGAUCCUGGCGAAGGAGCUGGAGGAGAACAGUGACCGUCUGCUCAAAGUCCUCUUCCUGGUGCUGGGUUACGCUGUCCUGGCCGGCAUGGUCUUCCUCAAGUGGUGAACUGCCCACCGCCCGCCCGCCGGACACAGGCAGUCCCCAGCCCCCCGUCCCCCAGGCGGGGGCGCUCAGGCCCCGGGCUUCCCGCCUGUGCACGGAGGGGCUGCGCCCCAGAUCCUAUGCCCCGAGCCCGAGGCACCGCGACCACUUUUAAAAAUACUGCUCUUAUAAUUACUUACCAAAGCUGUGUGGCCAUGUCGUCCUCUGGCAUCGGGAUCUGAGGACUCGCACAGGCGCUGGGGCCCGGGCACCCAGAGGGGGUCGGGCUGGGACCCUCCCCUCCCCCGCACACUCCCACCUGUGUACAGGACAGGAAUAUGGCCUAUCUGAGCCGCUGAGCCCAGUCGGAGGCUUGAGACUUGCGUCCUCUGCUCCCAGCUGGCUCUGUUCCUAACAGAGGAGCCCGCCAGCCUGGAGCGUCUGACCAGGGAUCACAGGGCAGCUCUAACUCCUGCCACCUGACGCCGUGCCUCCUGGGAGACGGGCAGGGUCCUGGGCACCUCAGGACUCCCCUCCUCCCUGCCUUCCUGCGUGCCCCCUCCCACACACCCUUGGUGGGCCAGGUGAGCGUGUGGGUUCUUUAAGGGAACAGAGGCCCAUGGACCCGAGAGAUGCGCAGGUGGGGCCGGGGGCCAGCGUGGUUGGUUGGUUGUCAGUCCUGUCCCCGGAGUGAGACAGACUUCCGUGGGCUAUGGGGGCAGGGCCACACGCCAUUCACCUUGCCCGAUGCACAGACACAUGAAGCCAGCACCUGCCUCGGGUGAGUGUGGGGCUGAUGCCAACCCUGGGCGUCGGCUCCGUGGCAACCUGUUGUCGCAGAAGCCCAGAGCCGUGCCUCUGGGAACAGAGUCAGGGGUGACAGCCUUUCCCAGUGGAUUCCACAUGUCUGGCUUGAAGCCACCAGAGGUGCUACAGGAGGGAGGGCGGGCCCGUGGCCAGGCCGGGUGCUUGUGGCCUCAGCCUCGCAAGCUUCGUCACGGGCACUCGGGCCUCCUCACUUGGCCACUCAGCUGCAGGCACGCGGGCCCUGGAGCGUGCCUUCCCAGGACCCUGGAUCUCCACCCUGCGCCCCUCACGGCCGGCAGCCCUCCCCCCCCACCCCACCCCCCCCCACCGCUCAGCAGAUUAAGCCCUGGCAAGCACAGGCCCCUUCUGCCCCGGGACGUGAACUGCCUGCCCGUGGGUGGGUGGGUGGGUGGGCGCGCCCGCACCCCGGGGGCUGCCUGCUGCCACCGCUCAGCCCCUCCCAGCGCAAGGCCCGAGGGGACACCUGUGCCAUGGCCCUGGCCCCCUUGAGUUUUGUCACAAGAGGCAGGGGGAGUGGGGAUGUGUGUCCGAGCCCCCCCACUUGUGCUCUGCCUGCCCCCACCUUGUCAUGUGAACUGUCCCAUUGCUAGAAACUUCUUUUCUUCUGGGGCCCCAUCUCUGAACCCCACACGGCCCGCCCUGUCCCUGUGCUGGGACGAUGACCGCCAUGGGGGUGGGGGCCUCCACCCUCCUUUCCAUGGUGGCCUAAACCCAGUGUUGGCAGCCUCUGCUGCCACACUUCACCCCACCCCGGAACUGGAAGUUUCCACCCAUUUGGCCUUCUCCCCAGGGGUGGGGAGGCGGGUGUCUGUGGAGCCACCAGGUUCUGUAGCCCACCUUCACCUGGACCGAGGAGGUCUGCUCCGGGGUCUCAGCUUUGUAUCCCCCAUCACUGCCGAAAGCACACACACAGCAUGGUCUCCCCUCCUGCCAGCCAUCAGCUCCAUGGAGUGGCCCUGGGGACACCACAGCCUGACUGCCCAUGUCCCCCCGCCGAGCCCAUGGAGGUCCCCAAGGCCAUGUUGUCCCCCUCACCCUGAGCCAGCUUCCUGACCAGCCAACCCAGGAAGGGCACCGUCACGCCAGCCAGGAACCUUGGGGUGUGGAAAGACCCGGGUGCCCCUCUGUGGGCCCCAGGCCAGUCACCCUGGUCCCCAGCGUCCUAACCCUCUCCAUCUGCUGGCCAUGGCCACUCCUGGCUGACCUGCUCUCAGUACGGUCCCACCAGCCCCAGCAAAGCUGCUUCAAGGACCCCGGAGCCCCGAGAAGUGUGAGGGGGCUAUGUUGGAAGAGCGGACACAGACUGCCACAGCAGCCCCCCAAGGCCACUCCCGGCCACCCCUCCUGUCUUCUGUGGUCAGCGGAGCCAGGAUCAGCCCUGGGACCUGCUUAUGGAAGCUGCCACGGUCGGCCAGCCGUGAGGGGUGACAGUGUCUUCACUUUGGUCAGCUUUCCCCGCGUGGGGCGAGGAGCAGACCGUCCCCACGUCAAGGUCGGAAGAGUGGCUGUUUUGCCCUCUGACGGAGGCCCCGGAGAAGCAGCACUCACUCCUGAGCUUCCCUGGCCCCUGGUGGCCCUGUCCCCCCACCAGCUCUGACACAAGAGCACUGCCACUUGCUGACAGGAGCUUUGUCUUGAACAAGACUGGAUUGCUCAGCACCUGGCCCGGGAUCAGCCCCCCUACGAGACUGGACGUCAGCCGCAAAAGGCCAUCGCUAUGCAACUUUGUCAUAUUGAGGGAAGGUCGGUGGAGAUUCCUGCCUCCUGGGGGUCUUUCUCAGUAAGGGGGUGACCCCCUAGGGCGCACCAGGCAGUGUCUGGGGACAUCUAUGUUUGCCACAUGGGGGUGUCCUGGCACCCAGUGGGUGGGGCCGGGGUGCCACUCAGCCCCCACAGUGCCCUGGACACCCCCGCAGAGGAUGCCCCCACUGGGCUGCAUGUCCUUGGUGCAGACAGGGAGAGAUGUUGCUUUGAGUCACGGGAAGUGAUGGUGAGUUGUGCGUAGAGGCCAGUUAGCCGUGAGAUCCUGUGUGCGUGUGCGAAAGAGGGAGGCGCACACCUGCCGACAGACAGCGUAGCACACUCGGCCGGGACUGGAGGCGCUGCCGUCACGGCGUGGAUGUGAGUGCCCAGACCGCACACCCCGCUUUCUGUCGUAAAUAACCGCAGCCUCAGCUCAGAACACCGGGCACCAACCUUGUCUGCGUGGACUUGGCAGGGUCGGGGCCGCCCCCAGCCACCUGAUUGGCCCUGAGCCGGCAGGUUCCUGGAUGGGCAGGAUUAGGGGGGGUGCCCUGGGCUGGGGGCGCCAUUCAGAGCUCUGCCAGGAGGAGGGUUACCUCCAACCGGGCUCCGGUCGUCGGCCAAGCCCACUGGAGCGUUUGCCUCCACCAGGAAGUCCCUGGCCCCACCCUCAGCCCUCUGAGGUCUGCUGUGCGUCGGGGCUCACGGCACAGGCGGCAGCUGGAUGGAGUCACCCAGAUUCCCCUCCCUCAUCUGGAGACAGGAGGAAAUUACGAGGCGGCACCCAGGCCUCGUGGAUUGAAUCAACCUUAAUAGCAGCGUGUCAAGGCUUCUGUUGUCUGCUGUUUGCGUCUCUGGUGCAGAAGUUAUUAGUGGGGGGCGGGGAGGGGCAGCACCGGUUCCCGGCCGGUGUCUUUCCAGCCCCCAAGACAGGCAGUGGAUGGGAUGGUGCCUCCACGGAUGGUGUCAAGACCUCCCCUGGCCACUAGCUCUGGACCCUCGGCCCUGUCAGGAAGAGGGAGGCACGCGUCCCACCUGGCCCAGCCUGCGCCCGCCCUGAACCAUGCACCAGCUUGUGGACAAAGCCAGUGACCAACCUUUCUGACCUUCCCAGCGCCUCCUGCAGGAGGAGAGGGGUCCACUAUAGGGCACGGGUGUCAUUCCAGAGGACCCUGGAACUGUUCUCUGGGCGGUCAGGUGCUGAAGCCACACUAGGCCGAAGCAGGGAGAAGCCCUUCCGUGUCCUGUCACCCCAGAGGCCUCUGUAGCUCCCGGGGCAGGGACCGCUGACCUGGCUGGCUGCGGUGUCCCGACUGCGGGCUGUGAUCGCGGGCUGCCCACCCUGGCUGGACAGAUGGGCAGUUCAGAGCUCCCGCUUCUGCAGCGCACAGGAGGCAUGACCAAAGUAAACUGCUCCACAGCUGGUGGGCCCUCUCCCUCAAGGGACCGGCUGGGCCUCCCUCUGACCCCUUGGGCUGAUGGCCUAGAACACUGUCUCCAUCUCGGCACCAUAGACAUUUGGGACGGUCUUGCCCAGUGUAGGGUGGGAGCAGCAUUCUGGCUGCAGGGUGGGGCUGCCGGACUUGCAUCUCUGCCAAGCCCCCCGGUUAUGCUGGUCUGGGGACACGUUUGGGAUCCAUGGCCCUCUGGGCUCUCUCCCCCAGAACUGCCAACACAGGACUGUCCUGGGCACUGUGCAGGGGCGGGGUGGGGAGGGAGGGAGCAGCAUCCCCAGCCCCCGCCCACGGGAUGCCAGGAGUACCCCAAUUGUGGCGACUACAGAUGUUCCCAGACACGGCCCCGUGUCCCCUGGGAGCAGACUCACCCAAGGGUGAGGCCCAGCACCCUGGGACGCAUGGCAGCUCACCUAGUGAGGGGACAGAUGACACCCACGUGCAGUGCAGUAUCAGGUGACAAUGACAGAAAAAGCAAAGCGAAGGGAGAGAGACAAGGAAAAUGGAAACAAUGUUAGCAACAUGGUCCGGGAGGAAAUCGCUACGAGCCACUCGAGUCCCAAGAAGAUGGGGAAAGAACUUUUCCAGUGGGGGGGAGGGGGGAAGGUGGGCAGGCUGUGCAAAGGCCAUGAGGUCUCUGGGAGUCGUGGCCCUUUUUUCUGACUGACCACAGCCACCCUGGCAUCACAGGGCUUUAUCCUGCCAGUGCAAAGACUUCAGUGACCCCAUACUUGGGGAGGAGCCCUGGGCUGCCUGCACUGGCCCGCCAGGUGGCUUUGGUGAGGAACCAUCCUCUUUCAGCCGGGGCUGGGGUCCAGCUCCUGCAGAGACUGACUGGCAGGAAUUCAGGCUCGGGAGGGCCAGCCCAU